UACAACUAAGCUUAAGUGAUUGUUAAAGAGACACAUCAAUAUAAAGUUUUCAAGGUUCGAGGAAACCAGUGGGGACCAUUUUUAGCCACUUGCUGGUGAAUGACGUGGCCCCUCAACCUCACGGAAACAUUUGCUUAAUAUCAGGUUUAGCAUCACACGCCGUCUCUCUCUCUCUUUCUCUUUUGUCAGCUUCUGUAGAAGAUAGAGGAACUGGAGCACUUUGAGGCAAACAAGCACAAUGGAUGUAAUCUCUAAAGAGGGUCUGCUCUAUUUGCAGGGCGUCAAGUUUGGGAAGAAGAUAUGGCGGAAAUCCUGGCUGAUUCUGUUCGAGCCCAGCUCUGCAGGGAUCGGCCGUAUGGAGCUGUAUGACAUGCGUGAUAGAGGGGGGCUGAUGGGGUCUGCCGCUGCGAGGCCUUCAGGGCUCAGGAAGACAGACAAACGGGUGAUCCGCCUGACAGACUGUCUGAGCAUCACUCCAGCCCCAGGAGAAAGCUGUCCCACAGAUUGCUCUGCCUUCUUUUUAAACACCACCUCAUGCACCUACACCAUCGCUGCUCCCACCCAGGAGGACUGGAUGACUGUUCUGUGCCAGCUAGCAUUUCAGAAGACCCAAAGAACCGAAGAUACCAAGAAAGAUAAAUACACAGCACUGGCUGACAAUGAACUGUACUCCACCUGGGGAGCAGGCCAGUUCCAGGUGACAGUGCAGAGCACAGAUGCGUCUCAAAGGUGCAGGAUGUCUGGGUCUUACCUGCUGUCUUCUGAGAAAGAGGCUAUUUGUCUGCUGAAUCUUAAGACCGGGCAGGCCAUCUACCAUUGGCCCUACAGGCUCCUCAGGAGAUUUGGCCAAGUCAAGGGGGGAAUUAUGAUUGAGGCAGGUCGUCGCUGUCAUACUGGGGAGGGUCAGUUCAUUUUCUUGUCAAAACAGGGGUCACAAAUAAAGAGGGCCAUUGAAGAUGCCAUCAUGCACCAGAGUGUCCAAGAACUGCUGGCACAAGCCACCGCUCUUCCACAACAGUUCACGUCCCAGCCCCCCUCGCCUAAAAGCAAACCACAGGACAGGCCUAAGGUGAAAAAUCUUCCUCCAAUCAGCGUGAAUCAAGAUCGACCACGCCCAGCAUUACAAUGCAAACACGGGCAGCAAAUACACAGAGCCAUAGAGGAGGCACUCGUGCACAAGAGUCUCCAAGAGCUGCUGCCACCAUCCACACCCCUUCCACAAGCCAUUCCACCCCCACCACCUUUACCAAAACCCAAAACACAGGGCAGGGACAAAACUAAGGUCAAUAUGAAACUUCAAGGCAACAAGAAUCAAGAAAGACCUUUCCCACCUGCACUGAAAAAACCUGGGCAGCCAAUACACAAGGUCAUUGAAGGGGUUCUCACACACCAGAAUGUCCAAAAGGCAUCAUCCACUCCUCCUCAACAAACCCCUCCACCACCACCACCCUUGCCUAAAACCAAACCACAGGACAAGCCUAAGGUUAAAAAGCUACCUCCGGUCAAUAUAAAUCAAGAUAGACCCUGUCCAACAGUACCACGCAGAUACAUCUCCUUACCAGAUCCACCACCUUUCGUCAAAAGCCCUGUAAGUAGCCCGGAUGAUGUUUUAUAUACAGUGAUAUUUCCACAACCAAAACCAAGAUCAAAAAUGAAUCUCCCAAAAGUUCCAAUGCCUCCGGGUCUAUCACCAAACACGGAUACAGAUGUAACCAUGGAUAAAGAGAAGGAGUGGAGAUCACCACAAGAAACUUCUAAGGACAACUAUGAAGAGGCUCCCUACACUAACUGGUCGGCGAAGACCACUGCCGAGCAGGAUCAACCGAAUAUUGAGGACCUAUAUAGCACAGUGAAUUUCGCAGCUAAACGUAAGAACAGACAGCCCGAGGGCAGUGAUGAUCAAGAGCAGCCUAACACUGAGCAACACACUCCUGUUAUCACUUCCAGUGAAAUCCCUGUCAACUUCAAACAGACCCUUUCUAACAUUCUGUUUAAAGAUCCGUCCAAAAUUCCACCCCCAUUUCCGCCCAGGUCACGUGGGGGAAGUUCUGAUCAGUUAGACCGAAUAGAUGAGCAGAUGACUGAUUGAGGUUUCUAUUGUCUGCAGUUGAGUGCAAUCCCAUUUGAAGCUCUUUCCUGCCUUCAAACCCUGACUACAGCAAGAGCCAAUAGCAUUUGAGUGCGGACCCUGAAUGAGCAUUUUAUUGGUUAGACUACUUAACGAACAUGCCCCUUUGCUGAA
Sinocyclocheilus anshuiensis is the source of this 2242-nucleotide messenger RNA. Its product is annotated as docking protein 3-like. Gene Ontology annotation, biological process: cell surface receptor protein tyrosine kinase signaling pathway; positive regulation of MAPK cascade; Ras protein signal transduction. Gene Ontology annotation, cellular component: cytoplasm. The transcript has 6 exons. Lineage: Eukaryota; Metazoa; Chordata; Actinopteri; Cypriniformes; Cyprinidae. The record is from RefSeq and is a predicted model, not a curated record. Bases 239 to 2089 code for a protein of 616 amino acids.